Phragmites australis (common reed) is the source of this 1372-nucleotide messenger RNA. Its product is annotated as GDSL esterase/lipase At4g10955-like. NCBI's taxonomy places the organism in Eukaryota, Viridiplantae, Streptophyta, Magnoliopsida, Poales, Poaceae. The transcript is spliced from 2 exons. Bases 1 to 1230 code for a protein of 409 amino acids. The record is from RefSeq and is a predicted model, not a curated record.
AUGGCGGUCGACCUGGCGCCCGCCCCGGCGCCCGCCCCGGCGGCUGUUGAGGUGAAGGCGGUUGAGGAGGAGGAGGAGGAGGUGGAGGGAGGAGGGUGCGGCGGAGGGGCCGUGGUGGUGGUCGCGGCGGACGCGGAGGCGGAGGGGCAUCCCUACGACUUCCACGUGUCCGGGCCGCGCAACCUGCCGCCGCCCAACUGGAGGGAGAUCAUCAGAUCGAACUGGAAGGAUCCAAGUUACAAAAGGAUGGUAAUGGCCUGCUUCAUUCAAGCAGUCUACCUGCUUGAACUGGAUAGGCAAGACCUGAAAGGUGAAGAGGAAAGCCUUGCUCCAAAAUGGUGGAAGCCCUUCAAGUACAAGGUCACACAGAUAUUGGUGGAUGAGAGAGAUGGUUCCAUAUAUGGCGCCGUGCUUGAGUGGGAUCGUUCUUCUGCUUUGUCUGACUUCAUUCUCAUAAGACCAAGCGGCACACCGAGGGCUGUGUUAGCUCUCAGAGGAACACUGCUGCAGAAGCCAACCAUGAAGAGAGACCUACAGGAUGAUCUUCGUUUCUUGGUAUGGGAGAGCCUAAAAGGUUCAGUGAGAUUCAUUGGUGCUUUAGAAGCGCUGAAGGCAGCGGUUGAGAGAUUUGGGAGUGCCAAUGUUUGUGUUGCUGGGCACUCCCUGGGAGCUGGCUUUGCCUUUCAAGUCUGCAAAGAGCUUGCCAAGCAAGGAGUCUUUGUGGAGUGUCAUCUGUUCAAUCCACCUUCUGUUUCACUGGCCAUGGGUGUAAGAAGCAUGAGUGAGAAGGCCAGCUACUUGUGGAAGAAAGUCAAAGCAAGUCUGCUAUUGAAGGAAGAAUCAACGACAACACUUGAGAGUGCCAAGGAGGAAGCGAAUGACAAGAAGAGACUGCACACCGAGAAGAAAUGGGUGCCACAUUUAUAUGUAAACAACAGUGAUUAUAUCUGCUGCAAUUACAACGCUCCUUCUUGCUCUUCCACAUCAGCCGAUGGUAUUCCUGAUGAACAGCAGCAACAACGCAAGGCAAGUGAGAUCGCCGGUGAUGUGGUUGCAAAGCUCUUUGUGACAUCAAAAGGCCCACAGAAGUUUCUUGAGGCGCAUGGGCUGCAGCAAUGGUGGUCGGAUGGCAUGGAGCUGCAGCUGGCCCUCUAUGACAGCAAGCUCAUAAACAGGCAGCUGAAGUCCAUCUACCCAACAACGGCAGUGUCAUCUCCUGCAAAGUCGUAGAAGACUUUCUAAUCAGUUUGUCAAAAAGGGUCGUUAGAAAUGCUCUUUCUAAUCAGUUUGUGCCUCUGUUAACUUGAGAAUGUUUCAUUAUGGCUGUGACCAUAUCAUAUAGUCUAAUAAUUUGUUUAAAGGAAUCUGUAAG